AUGGCAGCAACAACAGUAAGGUAUGCAGUUGUCACAGGAGCAAACAAAGGGAUAGGAUUUGGGAUUUGCAAGCAAUUGGUUUCUGAUGGUAUCACUGUGGUGCUAACAGCAAGGGAUGAGAAAAGGGGUGUUGAUGCUGUUGAAAAACUGAAAGAGUUUGGUGUGCCUGACAAAGUGGUAUUUCAUCAGCUUGAUGUGACUGACCCUAAAAGCAUCGAAUCCUUUGCAAAUUUCAUCAAAACCCAGUUUGGGAAACUUGAUAUCUUGGUGAAUAAUGCAGGAAUCAAUGGAGCUACUGUCGACCGUGAUGCUUUAGCUGCUGCAGGGGAAAAAAUUGACAGUGUGGAUUGGAGAAAAUUCACACAUGAAACUUAUGAAUCUGCAGAAGCAACCAUCAGAACAAAUUACUACGGAGUCAAAUUAAUGUGUGAAGCACUUAUUCCCCUUCUAGAAUUGUCAGACUCACCAAGGAUUGUUAAUGUUUCCUCCAUCAUGGGACAGUUGGAGAGAAUACCAAAUGAAUGGGCUAGAGGAGUCCUAAGUGAUGUUGACAGCUUAGCAGAAGAAAAGGUGGAUGAAGUUUUGAAACAGUUUCUAGAAAGUUUUAAAGAGGGUUCCAUAGAAACCAAAGGGUGGCCUCGUACUCUUUCCUCAUAUAUACUCUCAAAAGCUGCUUUGACUGCCUACACAAGGGUUCUGGCAAAGAAGUACCCAUCUUUCUGCAUCAAUGCUGUUUGCCCUGGGUUUGUAAAAACAGAUCUCAACUACAAUACUGGUUAUUUUAGUGUUGAUGAAGGUGCUGAACGUGUUGUAAGGUUGGCUCUGCUACCUAAUGGAGGUCCUUCUGGUCUCUUCUUUUCUCGAGGUGAAUUUGACGUGGAAACAAUAAAAAAGUUGUUUGGACUCAACGCGCUUACGUUACGAGGAAAAUUUAUGAGGGGAGAAUUAGUGUGA
Molecule: messenger RNA, 954 nt
Organism: Sphenostylis stenocarpa
Lineage: Eukaryota; Viridiplantae; Streptophyta; Magnoliopsida; Fabales; Fabaceae
Source: the annotation of a GenBank genome assembly